This is a messenger RNA of Klebsormidium nitens, 1989 nucleotides long. Lineage: Eukaryota; Viridiplantae; Streptophyta; Klebsormidiophyceae; Klebsormidiales; Klebsormidiaceae. The record is from the annotation of a GenBank genome assembly.
AUGGCGGGAUCCGGGGACAAGAUCGCGAUAGCGCCGCUCGGAGCGGACAACUAUGCGACUUGGAGCAUUCGCAUGAAGGCCUUGUUGGUCCACAAGAAACUGUGGAAAGGAGUGGAAGAUUCCUCGGCAAACAAGGGCGACUCGGAGUCGGCCCUGGCGCUUCUCACAUUGAACGUGCAGGACAUGCACUUGGGGACAGUGGGAGCGUGCAAAUCAGCCCAGGAAGCAUGGGGGUUGCUGGAAGCAACCUACAGGAGGAACAGGCACUCCCAUAAAGGGAAUGAUCGAUCCGGAUCCGAAAGCGAGGGGCCCGUGUUUCACGGGAACUGCUAUGAGUGCGGUGAAAAGGGUCACACCAAACGGAACUGUCGGAAGAGGAAGGAGAACGGUUCAAAGGUCAUGUUCGGGGUUGCCUUUGCAUCUCUGGGCCGGGGGUUGUUUGACGGAGAGUGGGUGUUGGACUCGGGAAGCUCGCAUCACAUCUCCCGUGAGAAGGGUGUGUUCAAAUCGCUGGAGAGUUUGGAGAACGGCCGGGAGAUCGAGUUCGGGAACAAGGGGGUGCUGAAAGCGGAAGGUGUUGGGGAGGUUGAGAUUCUGGUUAAGACGCCAACCGGGGUAGCCCUUGUGACGUUGCGGGAAGUGUUGUACGUUCCCGGGGCGGCGGCAAAUCUGUUCUCAGUUAGCAAAGCGACGGAGAAGGGUGCAGAGUUUGUCUUCACGGAGAAAAAGUGUGAGCUUCGGCAUGCGGGGGAGACCCUCUUUGAAGCCUGCACGGUUGGCGACGUGUGGGUUAUACCCAAAGCUAUAGAUAGCCAGGCGUUCCUGGUGCGGGAGCCCGAGUCAGCGGAAUUGUGGCACAGGCGUCUAGGGCAUGCCGGGUACGAGCGGCUGGCUCAGAUGGCGUCGAAUGGGCUGGUUACGGGGAUGCGGGUCAAGCCAGAGAAGUUUCGUGAGCUGAAAACGGCCAUAUGCGAGCCGUGUGUUUUGGGCAAACAAACCCGGGAGACAUUUCGGAAAACGGAAGAGAAAGACGAGCGGGCCGGGAAGGAGCCUCUAGAACUCGUCCACACGGACGUGUGUGGACCGAUGCCGGUUGCAUCAAAGGGGGGAGCUCGGUUCUUCUUCACGGUGCUCGACGACGCGAGCAAGCUCUCCGUUGUGGUGCCCGUCAAGGCCAAGGACCAGAUAGCGGGGGAGCUAGGGGCGGUGCUAAACCGUCUCGAAACCCAAACCGGACGGAAGGUGAAGUCAGUCCGGAGCGACAGAGGAACGGAGUACGUGAACUCGGAGUUCACGGGGAUUCUGAAGGAGAAGGGGAUCGUGCAUGACACAACGGCACGGUACACCCCGGAACAAAACGGUUCGGCCGAACGGUUGAACCGGGAGCUAGAGGAGCGGACGCGGGCAAUGUUAGAGGAUUCGGGGCUGCCCCCGAACCUCUGGGCGGAAGCGGUCCUGACCGCAAACUACACACGCAAUAGGACGUCGGUAGCAGCCCACGGGAAGACGCCCUGGGAAGCCUUUUGGGGGGAGAAACCCAACGUGGGGAACAUGCUGAGCGAGCGGGGGACGUUUGUCGGUUACGAGCCGGGUGCGAAAGCGUAUCGGAUCUUGCGGGAGCGAGACGGGCAGAUUCUCGUAUCCCGGGACGUCCUCUUCGACGAGACGGCGCGACCGGCCAAGGCAGCCACGAGCGAGUUCGAGCUCAACGGAAAGGCAACGGAACCGUCGACAGCAGAGAAGGGGGCCGGAAAGGGGGCCGAAAUGGAACCAGGGGGAGCAGGAAAGACAGCCGGAACGGGACAGCCGGCAACGAAAGCGAGGGUGACGGAACGAAGCGUGGGAAAGGUGAUAACCCGGGCUCAGACCCGAACGGAGGAAAUCGACCUGAGGGGCGAGCCAGACGACGACAAAGCGGGGGAGGAAGAACCGGUGCCAUUCAGGCACUCCAUCCGAGAACGGAGGGCUCCGGAUCGGUACACGCUGUGA